AUGGCACUGUCAUUCUUGUGUGAAGAACUCAUGGUUGAAAUUCUGUCAUGGCUUCCAGUGAGAUCUCUUAUGCAAUGCAGAUGCGUGAGCAAGUCGUUUAAAUCCCUCAUCUCAGAUCCAAGUUUCGUGAAACUGCACCUUCAAAGAUCACCCAACAACACCAACUUCCUAAUACGUUACAGAACUCCGAAACAUGACUUUGCCCUUCCUUGCUCUCUUCGUUCUUUAUUAGAGGGUCCUCUUUCUGACAUUGCCCUAAAGCAAGAAGAGAAGUACAAGGUUGCUGGCUCCUGCAAUGGGUUGGUCCUUUUGUUCGCUUUGUCUAACACCUCUUCCACACGCACAUACAAGUUUCUCUUAUGGAACCCUGCCAUUAGAAAAACAUUUCAAGUCCCACAUUAUAUAAUUCCAAUCAAUCCAAACAGAUAUGACUUCAUAAAAUGGUUUGGGUUUGGCACUGGCGUAAAAGGAUUGUGUUUCCUAAAAGGUGACAUCCAUGGUGAUAAAGACGUGACGACUCUGAGGAUGAUAACAUUUAUACCCUUUUUUAUUAGAAGGAUAACCAAUAAAGACACAUUUAAGAGCUUUGGGAUCUAA
Molecule: messenger RNA, 597 nt
Organism: Cajanus cajan (pigeon pea)
Lineage: Eukaryota; Viridiplantae; Streptophyta; Magnoliopsida; Fabales; Fabaceae
Source: RefSeq, a predicted model, not a curated record